Leguminivora glycinivorella is the source of this 1132-nucleotide messenger RNA. RefSeq names its product iron-sulfur protein NUBPL (gene Nubpl). The record is from RefSeq and is a predicted model, not a curated record. Gene Ontology annotation, molecular function: 4 iron, 4 sulfur cluster binding; ATP-dependent FeS chaperone activity; ATP binding. Gene Ontology annotation, cellular component: mitochondrion. Lineage: Eukaryota; Metazoa; Arthropoda; Insecta; Lepidoptera; Tortricidae. The coding region runs from base 147 to 1100 and encodes 317 amino acids. The transcript has 5 exons. Gene Ontology annotation, biological process: iron-sulfur cluster assembly; mitochondrial respiratory chain complex I assembly.
AGUCAGUCAAAUGUCAGCUGAGCGCUGGUGAUCGUAGCAACCCAAACUAAUACUAAUUUUACCGUAUUUCUACGAUUUUAAAAUUGUAACACAUUAGCGCGUAAUUAGAGGUAUAUAAUAAUAAUCGUGGACGUUGGCUCCAAACCAUGAACGUGCAACGUGUUUUCCAGCGAGUACACGGACAACUAUUGAUCUGCAAUACUUACAGCUCUCUCUCCUGCUUCAGCCAAGUACGCCUGAAGCACAGCAAGCAUGAUCUGGAGCAGCACAAGGCCAAGGUGAUGGCGCGGGGGCUGCCGGAGAAGAAGGCUCUGCCCGGCGUGAAGAGCAUCAUCCUGGUGGCCUCGGGGAAGGGUGGUGUGGGGAAAACUACCACUGCCGUGAAUCUCGCCUGCGCAAUGAAAGUGAUAGAGCCCGACAAGGACAUAGGGCUUCUGGACGCCGACGUGUUCGGUCCCUCGGUGCCUCUCAUGAUGAACAUCAGCGGCGAACCCAUGCUGAACGACGACCAUCUCAUCGAGCCACUACUCAACUACGGCGUCAAAUGCAUGUCAAUGGGCCUACUGGUAUCCGGUGAGAACGCGGUAGUAUGGCGCGGUCUGAUGGUGAUGCAAGCGUUGGAACGACUAACCCGUCACGUGGCGUGGGGCCCGCUCGACGUGCUAGUGGUGGACACGCCGCCCGGCACUGGCGACACGCACCUGUCGCUGGCGCAGAACCUGCCCAUCGACGGCGCCCUAAUAGUAACCACUCCCCAAUCCGCCGCCCUCCAAGUCACGAAGCGCGGCGUCAACAUGUUCGAAAAGCUCAAAGUCCCCGUCAUAGGCAUGGUCGAGAACAUGUCCCACGCCAUCUGCUCCAAAUGCGGAGAACGAAACUACAUCUUCGGCAACGAGACCCAAAGAACAGCCCAGGACAUGAACCUCGAGAUUAUCGAGAGCUUCGAAGUGGAUCAGAACAUGUCGGAAUGCAUUAAUAGCGGGAAACCAGCGAUAUACGCGCUCCCUGAUAGUGUGCAUGCGGAGAAGUAUAGGCGGCUAGCGAAUAAGGUGUUUAAAUAUGUGGACAGUAGGAAGGAGAAGGCUGAGGCUGAGCAAUAGUUCUGAAUACAUUUUGUUCCUUUAUGUUGUUA